ACGGAACCAAUUAGAGGUGGACCCGAGUGGGUAACAUCCGGGUCACCCACGGGUGGGGUGGUUAUCCGGGUUGCAGUUAUGGUCGUCCGGAUGGAUCAACCCACAACUUAUCCGGAUUUAGAAUACUUUAAUGUAGCAAAUGACCACAAUUUAGAAUCUGCAAAUUGUAUCUUCUCAAAAUUAAUAUUAAAAGUUUACUUGUUUAAAAAGUUCUUUUAA
Messenger RNA from Ambispora leptoticha, 219 nucleotides. Lineage: Eukaryota; Fungi; Glomeromycota; Glomeromycetes; Archaeosporales; Ambisporaceae. The record is from the annotation of a GenBank genome assembly.